CAGUACUACUGCUGCCGCUUCGCCCGGUGGGGUGAUAAUGGCCGCGACUCCAGGGCCAGCAGGGUCAGCUUCCUCUACAACAGUUUCUGUCGCUCCACUGUCCAAAAAACACCGCAUUUCAUCCCGGAGUUCGCCGACAGAAAAGCAAGCUUCUAGCACGUCGAGCACAGCAGCAGGACCCCAAGCCGCUUCGUCUUCUUCUAAAUCUGCACAGCAGCCUGCUGUAACUACAACAGCGGUAGAUAACAGCAAGACCAGCUCUACUGGUGCGUCGUUUACCUCUUUUGCUUUCAAGCCGGAGAGACGAAAAAGCUCGAAGGAAAGGGUUGUCGUUGUGACGCAAAAUUUAAAUUAUAACCCACCGCUGCAGCAUCACAGCACGAAUUCCGAACUUGAAGAUGACGAAGGGUUCACAAAAGUGGUGAAGAAAAAGAAGCAAAAGAAGGAACAGAAGGAUAGGGAACAAAAUACCAUUCAGGGUAACGAGGAUAGAAGCAAUAAAGUACUAGCUCCUCACGCAGGAACUGCAACUGCAGGAGAAGCGGAAGAUGAAGAGGAGGAACAAGAGCAAGAGCGGUUAAUAACCCCCGAGCCUUCUACUUCCAGCAGUAAGAGCAAGAAAGCUGGUUCUGAAAAAGCUCAAGAUAUAUUGAACAAGCCGGGCGUGGUUAAUAUGAAGUCCUCUGCAAUGAAGUCAAGUGCAACGAAACAAAACUCGGCUUCCGCUUCCAGUCUGGAUCAAAGGGCCGCGACUUCAUCUGCCCCCGCUGGAGGAUCUUCUGCUUCGAAAUUGUCCAGCGCGUCUACUCCGAAUGUAUUGAAAGCCGUCGCCUCAGAUGGGAACGUGGUUAAGAAGUCAAAGUCCUCUAAAUCGUCAAGUGCGAAUGCGAAUCCGCCCCCCAGUCCGGCGCAGAUGAAUGUUCUUCCGCUAUUAGCGCCUGUGCAGGAACACCAACAGCCGUCGAACGAGAUAAGUUCAAAGUCCAAAUCUUCUACUUCGAAACGCGGAAAGAUUGAUCGCCAGACGAGCAGGGAGGAGGUGGUGGUGGAACAUGUAGAUAGCACGACCACUUCCCGCGUUGAGACGGGUAGUACUAACAAAAAGGUGGUCAACGUAGUUGUGCAGCAGAAGGAGACGAACUACAGCAGAACAAAAGCAGGCAGCUCGAGCGCGAGGGAACAGAGGGAACUACAAGCGGCCCAGAACUUCUCUAGCAAGAGCAAAGCCGGUCCGUCAGCAUCAUCAUCGUCUGCGACUAGUACUUCCAAAGCGACGAGUUCGAAAAUGAGCAAGCGUACCAAAAUUGCUAUGCAACAACGAGAACAUCAACAAGCUCCGGAGGAGUUGGAAGACCACGAAGACUUUCAAUCUGCAAGCAGCUCCUCCUCCGUAGAAGAAGAUGAAAUCGAAAACCGAAAGGACGACCAAGACCACCACUCCAGCCAGGAACCUAGUUCUGGCCCGGAGGAUCGUGUCGACGAUGGAGAUGAAUCGUCAGCACAUCACGACGACGAACACCAGGAAACCAGCAGUCACUUCGCCUCUGAGGCGGACCACGACCUCGAUUCGCAAUCCCACUCCCUAUCCCACUCCCCGAGGUCACUGCACGGUGCAACGGCGGAUCUGUCGCAGAUUUCGGAAGAAGACUCUGCAGGUCACCAGGAGGAGGACAGUGAGGACGGGACAACGAGGAAUGAUAUGAGUGCGCGACAAGAUCAAGAUGACCGAGACAGCACAAGAUUUGUUGCACAACAAGAGCAGCACUACAAUUCCUCCCGUCACACCUCCACCUCCCCCGCUGCAUCCUCCGCCAGGACCAGCGAAGAAGAGGACUCCACCCCCGUUGCGGUGGCAGUGGUGACAGGUACAGCAUUGAAGCCGCGACGGGAAAGACUCGCUGCGCCGGCAGCUGUUGUCCAGACUGGGACCACAGGAGCAGCCGCAGCUUCUUCUUCGUCAAAAAGCUCAAGGCAGCAGAGAGACAACGUCAACUCGAAAGCUAGUGCUAGUACAACUUCCGCGAUAAUAAAGACGCCAAAGGACCAACUUACAACCAUAACGGGGGGUCUACUCAUCGGCUUCAGAACUUUUUGAAAACUUUUCGAAAACUUUUGAAAACAGAGAAAAGCGAUGACGCGAAACCACCAAGGUCCGACGCCCUUUUUUGGCGGCGUGCCGUCGUGUUUCGUGGUCAUAUAUGCUGACCGAUAAAAGGCGCGCGCGCUGCCGUCGGUCACACGUGAACCACGGGCGGAAUACUCUCCGCAGACUUGUAAUCUCUUGCGCGCUUGAACAGCGUCGCGCGCCGCCCAAACUGGGCCGCGUCCUUGAUAUAUGUAGUCACGCAUGACAAGGCUUUGAUCCACCCCUUCGCGUUUCGCCUAGGGACAAACGCACUCGGUUGGCCGUGCUGUUUAUUUGACCGCGGGACAAACGCACUUGGGUGGCCACCCCCCCACCCGGGGCCAGCCCUCCUCCUUUUCGCCUGGCAGGGUCUAGGGUUUAGGGCUUGGCCCUCCUCCUUUUCGCAGGGCUUGGGUUUUGGUUUAGGGUUUGGGGCUUAGGGCCUAGGGCCUCGGUUCUCAGGCGCAGCGCGCCGGCCUUGAGAGGCGUGUCUGGAGAGGUCCAGGGGGUGCGCCCCUGCGCCGCGUUGCGUACGUUUGUAAACUCCACAAGAAAAAGCGGCGCAGCCGAAGAAGCAAGCUCUGACUUCUGUUACCUUUUUGGCGCCUGUGCUGACCCCAGGCACGGCGGCACGCCGCCAGAAAGGAGCGAGAAUGCUGAGUCUUCAAAAAGUACAAAAGAAGCGCUACCCAGACACGAAGCAGGGUGGCACUGCCUGCGAAAUAGGCAAAGCUCACGGCUCAGGUUUUGUAGUCUUUUUGGCGCCGUGCCGUCGCGUUUCGUGGUCAUAUACGCUGACCGAUAAAAGGCGCGCGCGCUGCCGUCGGUCACACGUGAAUCGCGGGCGGAAUCCCCUCAGCAGAUUUUUAAUUUAUUACGCGUUUGAACGGCGUGCCGUCCUGUUUCGUGAUAGGUUUGGACCCCGGAGCCGGGGCGAAAAGUUGUAUACUUUACAUGCGACGAAUAACGUGGGCGGUAACGUUAUCCACGGCGGCACCGCGUAGGCAAAAAAGCGCGCUUUUUCAACUUUUGCUCGAAUUCUGAGGCAAAACACGACCUGAGCGCCCAUUUUGAAAAGUUUUUUUUUUGCACUUUUGGGCUAUAUGUGAAAAACCAAAACCGAUGGCAUGAUGCCGCUUUUCUGGUCCUCGAAAAAACGAAUCCCGAGCUAAUUCCCGAAAAAAAAAACUUUUAAAAAACUUUUUAAAAACUUUCUUUUGGGGCACCAAAAUCGUGCCGGUUUCAAGCAGAAUCCGCCGCGGGGAGCUUCAAGAAGGGAGGCCAGAAAAAAAGUUUUUUCGGGGUUUUUUCGGGCUCGUUUCGGGCUCACCGAAAUAGCACAGCAAAAAAGUCGCACUUUUUGGCCUCCGCCGUACCACCGUGCCAAAGUCAGCAUUGCUCCAGCGCCGAUGGUAUGCUGGUGGUGUUUUUUUGUUAUGUUUUGCCAAUGCCGGCGCUUUUGCGUCUGAGUCAAGCUUUUGGGUUUUUUGGUAGUGCAAAUAGCUUGGGCGAUGACGGAAAAGCUAGAAGUUGAGUUUAGUGCUAGACUCUGGAAGAGCUGGAGUCGGAGUAUGAUACUGGAUCACGGGGCAUCGCUACACUUAUUUCUCGGCUUGAUUUCGUGAUCAUAGGUUUGGACCCGGAGCCGGGGUGGGCAACUGUAUACUUUUUUACAUGCGAAGAAUACCGCUGGCGGUAGCAUUAUCUAUGCACGGCGGCGCGGCGUAGGGUAAAACGCGCGAGCUCUCGACUUUUGCUCAAAUUCUGAGGCAAGGCGCGACCUUUGCGCCCAUUUCAAAAAGUUUGCUUUGCGCUUUUUCGCUAUAUCUGGAAAAUCAGAAGAAACCGACAGCAUGGCGCCACUUUCCUGACCUUCAAAAAAAAACUCCCGAGCUGAUUCUGGAAAAAAAAACUGCUGGAAAACUUUCCAAAAGCUUGCACAUGGGGCACCAAAACGGUGCCGGAUUCAAGCAGAAGCAGCAGCGGGGAGCUUCGGGAAGGGCGGCCAGAUAAAAAGUUUUUUCGGGUUCGUUUCGGGCUCACCGAGGUAGCACUGUAAGAGCUUGCAUUUUUUGGCCUCCACCAUACCGCCGUGCCAAAAUCAGCACUGUUCCGGCGCCGCUGUUAAUUAUGUUGGUGGUGUUUUUUGUUAUGUUUCGCCAAUGCCGGCACUUUUGCGAUGGAGGGGGUUCGCUGAGUCAAGCUGUUGGGGUUUUUGAUGUUUGGUCUCCCUCUUUGAUACUACGAACAGAAAGCAAACCUUUUCGGUCUUUUGCCUUGACCAGGAAGCCCGCCGGUGUUGCAGGCUGAGCCACCAAGCUCGGCGCUGCCUCAACCUUCUCAGGUUCGGGCGUUUUUCACUGUGGCGGAGUGCGCAAACUGGGCACCCACGAAAAGCGCGGGACCCCAUCGGUCACACUGGAACCGCGAUGGCAUGCUGGGGCUCGAUCUCGUGUUGGCCGUGCAGUCAUUGGCCACGAAGUUGCGCGGCAGCUUCUUUGACGAGCAGGCCGGCGGGAAAUUCAAAGUCUUCGAAAAGUUUUUGAAAAGUUCUGCAAAGUUUAGCACAGACCCCCCGUUAUGGUUGUAACCAACAGCAAACAGACACAGUAGCAACGACCCUUGCUGACGGUGCAUCAAGUAGGCAACGGAGUAAGAAGAGCGAGAAAGAAAACAAAACUGAUCUUCGCGACUUGGGUGUAGCUGCUCCAAGCACGGAAAAGAGAAAAAAGUCGGAGAUAGCAGCUGCCGUGUCCGCGAGCGCGACUACUACAGCCGGGAGCAGGCGCACAAAGGACUCU
Amoebophrya sp. A120 is the source of this 4926-nucleotide messenger RNA. NCBI's taxonomy places the organism in Eukaryota, Dinophyceae, Syndiniales, Amoebophryaceae. The record is from the annotation of a GenBank genome assembly.